This is a messenger RNA of Amphiprion ocellaris (clown anemonefish), 8422 nucleotides long. It is a transcript of the gene mast1a, whose product is annotated as microtubule associated serine/threonine kinase 1a. The transcript is spliced from 26 exons. Gene Ontology annotation, biological process: intracellular signal transduction; peptidyl-serine phosphorylation. Lineage: Eukaryota; Metazoa; Chordata; Actinopteri; Pomacentridae. Bases 451 to 5586 code for a protein of 1711 amino acids. Gene Ontology annotation, molecular function: ATP binding; protein serine/threonine kinase activity; magnesium ion binding. The record is from RefSeq and is a predicted model, not a curated record.
UGGCUUGGCACGAUACCCUUGAGAGCAGCCCUGCAAUCCUCUCUGCUUCUGAGAGGAGAUGCUCGGCAGCCUGCUCCCUCUGUCUGCCUCUUCUCCUUCCUUCUUCCCUUUUUUCCUCGCUGCAAUUUUCUCCAUCUGUAACACAGAUGACAUUUUCCAAAUCUUGCUUCUCUCUCUCUCUCUUGCACUCACACACACACACACACACACACACACACACGUACAGUCACGGCGAGACAUCAGAGAGAGUGUGUGCGAGUGUUAACUGGCCAGAGGAAGCUGACAUGCCGGCGUGGAGCGUAAUCGCUGCUUUUUGACUGUCUGUGUGUGUGUGUGUGUGUGUGUGUGUGUGUGUGUGUGUGUGUUUAUUUCUGUGUGAGUGUGUGUGUAUGUGUGGAGGCUCAGCUGCUCUCAUGUUCGUCUGCCAACACAGCCUCCACUGCUAGCAACAUGUUUCGACGCACAAAAAGUUGCAGAACCAGUAACCGGAAAAGCCUCAUCCUGACCAGUACGUCGCCCACGCUGCCACGGCCGCACUCCCCACUGCCUGGACACAUAGGAAGCAGUCCGUUGGACAGCCCGCGCAACUUCUCACCAAGCGGACCUGCCCACUUCUCCUUCGCAUCUUCUCGAAGGGCUGAUGGUCGUCGAUGGUCUCUGGCCUCUCUGCCCUCCUCAGGAUAUGGAACCAAUACACCCAGUUCAACAUCAUCCAGCUCAUCCCAGGAGCGUCUCCACCAGCUGCCCUUCCAGCCAACCAUGGAUGAGCUGCACUUCCUGUCCAAGCACUUUGGCAGCACGGAGAGCAUCACAGACGACGACGGCGGGCGACGCUCGCCGUACGUCCGCCCUCGAUCCCGAAGCCUCAGCCCGGGGCGCUCUCCUUCCUGCUAUGACAAUGAAAUAGUGAUGAUGAACCAUGUCUACAAGGAGCGCUUCCCCAAGGCCACGGCUCAGAUGGAGGAGAGGCUGGCGGAGUUCAUCCAGAACUACUCCCCAGAGAGCGUCCUGCCACUGGCCGACGGGGUCCUCAGCUUCAUCCACCACCAGAUAGCCGAGCUGUCCAGAGACUGCCUGACCAAAUCCCGCGAGGGGCUCAUUACCAGCGUUUACUUCUGUGAACUGCAGGAAAACCUGGAGAAGCUGCUGCAUGACGCGUACGAGCGCUCGGAGAGUUCAGAGCUCACCUUCGUCAUCGAGCUGGUCAAAAAGCUCUUCAUCAUCAUAUCUCGUCCUGCCAGGCUGCUGGAGUGUUUGGAGUUCAACCCAGAAGAGUUUUACCAUCUGCUGGAAGCGGCCGAGGACCACGCCAAGGAGGGACAACUGAUGAAGGCGGACAUCCCUCGAUACAUCAUCAGUCAGUUGGGGCUGACCAGAGACCCACUGGAGGAAAUCGUGAGCCUGGACAGCUACGACAGCGAGGGUCCACAUACUCCAGAGACCGACGACUCAGCAGAGGGAAAAGGCAGAUCCAUCAAGCCACCCAGUGAAGAGGACUUUCAGAGCAUCAAACUGAUCAGCAAUGGAGCUUAUGGCGCCGUCUACCUGGUGCGCCACAGAGAGACACGUCAGCGUUUUGCUAUGAAGAAGAUCAACAAGCAGAAUCUGAUACUGAGGAACCAGAUCCAGCAGGCGUUCGUGGAGAGAGACAUCCUCACCUUCGCAGAGAACCCCUUCGUCGUCUCCAUGUUCUGCUCCUUUGAGACACGCCGACACCUCUGCAUGGUCAUGGAAUAUGUGGAAGGUGGCGACUGUGCCACUCUGUUGAAGAACAUUGGCGCUCUGCCUGUGGAGCUGGCCAGGAUGUACUUUGCUGAAACUGUUUUAGCGCUGGAGUAUCUGCACAACUACGGUAUCGUCCACAGAGAUCUCAAACCUGACAAUCUCCUGAUCACCUCCAUGGGCCACAUUAAGCUCACAGACUUUGGUUUGUCAAAAAUGGGUCUAAUGAGUCUCACCACCAACCUAUAUGAAGGACACAUUGAGAAAGAUGCCAGAGAGUUUCUGGACAAGCAGGUCUGCGGUACUCCAGAGUACAUCGCUCCAGAGGUGAUUCUUCGUCAAGGUUACGGGAAGCCAGUAGAUUGGUGGGCCAUGGGCAUCAUCCUCUAUGAGUUCUUGGUGGGCUGUGUGCCUUUCUUUGGAGACACUCCUGAGGAGCUUUUUGGACAGGUCAUCACAGAUGAUAUAGUUUGGCCCGAUGGUGACGACGCUUUGCCUGCAGAUGCUCAGGCCCUCAUCUCUGCUCUGCUUCAGACCAACCCUCUUGUGAGGCUGGGUACAGGUGGAGCGUUUGAGGUGAAGCAGCACUCGUUCUUCACUGAGCUGGACUGGAACAGUUUGCUGAGACAGAAGGCAGAGUUCAUCCCUCACCUGGAGUCAGAGGAGGACACCAGCUACUUUGAUACCCGCUCGGAUCGUUAUCACCACAUCAAUAAGUACGACGAGGACGACACCAAUGAUGAUGAGCCGGUGGAGAUCAGACAGUUCUCCUCCUGCUCUCCUCGCUUCAGCAAGGUGUACAGCAGCAUGGAGCAUCUUUCUCAGCUGGAGCAGAAAGCCACGACUUCCGUGUCCCGUCGGGAGCACAAGGGCCCUCGGGAGGACAAGGUGACCAAGAGAGAGAGCCUGGGCAGCUUCAGCAUGAGGGACAAGAGCUGGAGGACGGGCUCGCCUGAGAUGAAACGCCUGUCUUGUUCAGAGUCCCUCUACAUGGAGGGAGAUGCCAGCCCUCCUCUUGGUGCCCGGCGGCGCUUCUCAGCUCUGAUGGAUACGCAUCGUUUUGCCUCACCUCUAGAAGGUGAGCCAGACUUCCUGUCCCGCCAGAACCCCAUGAAGAUCCGUGGAACCUCACUGGACGGGACCUCUGUUCCCUCACCGAGCCUCCUGGAGCAUAGGAGCAGCCUGAAGGAGAUCAACGGAGCAGACAAAUCCCCUCGACCAGGAGAGACACCAGGCAUUACCACAGCCAUCAGCACAUUAUCUCCAGGUCCUGCAGCAGCCGGUCGGGAUGUGAUGACUCCGUUGUAUGACCCUCUGGGGCCUCGAGCCACAAAUGACCUUGUCCUCCGGAGGGCUCGCCACCAGCAUUUGUCUGGUGAUGGAGAGAAACGAAACUCCAGAACGGGCAACAAGGUCAUCAAGUCAGCCUCUGCCACGGCCCUGUCUGUUAUUAUACCAUCAGUGGAGCAGCAUGGUGGCUUCUCUCCACUGGCCAGCCCCAUGUCUCCCCACUCUUUCUCCUCCAACCCCUCGUCGCGUGACUCUUCACCCAGCAGAGACUUUUGCCCGGCAGUCAGUGUGCUGCGCUCGCCCAUCACCAUCCAUCGCUCUGGGAAGAAGUAUGGCUUCACUCUCAGAGCCAUCAGGGUCUACAUCGGAGACAGUGACAUCUACAGUGUACAUCACAUUGUCUGGCAUGUGGAGGACGGAGGUCCCGCCCAGGAAGCUGGCCUGUGUGCCGGUGACCUCAUCACUCAUGUCAACGGGGAGCCAGUUCACGGUCUGGUCCACACUGAAGUGGUGGAGCUCAUCCUCAAGAGUGGCAACAAGGUGACAGUGACGACUACACCUUUUGAGAACACCUCCAUUAAGGUGGGCCCUGCUCGCAAGGCCAGCUACAAGUGUAAGAUGGCCCGUCGACACAAGAGGACAAUGGGCAAAGACAGCCAGGACAGUAAGAAGCGUAGCUCUUUGUUCCGUAAGAUCACCAAACAGUCCAAUCUUCUCCACACCAGCCGCAGCCUGUCCUCUUUGAAUCGCUCUCUGUCCUCCAGUGAGAGUCUUCCUGGCUCUCCGACUCACAGCUUGUCUGCACGAUCCCCAACUCAGGGCUACCGCUCCACCCCCGAUCCGUCAUACCUGGGUGCUUCCUCCCAGAGCAGCUCUCCAGCCUCCAGCACUCCAAACUCUCCCGCUCCCUCCCAGCACAUGAGGCCCAGCUCCCUGCAUGGCCUUUCCCCAAAACUGCACCGCCAGUAUCGCUCUGCUCGGUGUAAAUCUGCCGGUAACAUCCCCCUCUCCCCGCUGGCCCACACGCCCUCACCCACCCAGUCUUCUCCUCCACCUUUGCCGGGCCACACCGUCGGGAGCUCCAACACCACCCAGUCCUUCCCCGCCAAACUCCACUCCUCGCCGCCGGUGGUUCGUCCAAGACCCAAGAGUGCGGAGCCCCCACGAUCGCCUCUUCUCAAGCGGGUGCAGUCGGCAGAGAAACUAGGCUCGCCGCUGACCCAGUCCAGCUCCACGGGAGGGCUGGGAGGUCCGCUGAGGAAACACAGCCUGGAGGUGCAGCACUCUGAGUACCGCAAGGAUGCCUUCCUCUGUGAGCUCGGGCUCCAGAGCCUGCUGGAGACGGAAGGAGAAAAUUUACCUCCUAAUCCUCCACCCCUGCCCUCAUUGUCAUCCACCCCGGAGACUGGUGUGCUGAAGCCUGUUAGGAGACUGGGCAGACAGGAGUCACCCCUGAGCAGGGAAACUCUGCUGGCUGGAAGGGAGAGAGAGGAGAGGGAGAGGGAGAGGGAGAGGGAGAGGGAGAGGGAGAGGGAGAGGGAAAGAGGACGGGAGAGGGAGAAAGAGAGGGAGAUGGAGGCUGGGACAAGUCGAGUAGGAGCAACUGUAUCACAAUCAUCCUUAGCAAGAAAAUCUCAAGCAAGUGAGCUGCCGUUGAACUCGCAAAGCUCGAGACUAAGUGCAGAAACCACUAAAGCUAUCACUCCAAGCACCCCUACCAAAACAACAGGAAGUUUAGGUGGUCAGAAGAGUCAGACAGACAUGCCUCCAAAACAACUAGACCCCAAGGUGGGCAAAAGUGUGCUGUCUAACAAUAAGGAUCUCCAGGAGCAACAGCUAUCUGGCAGACCUGAACCAAAACAGGAAGUAGACAGCAGGAGUAGGUCUGGUUUACCUGUUGCUGCCUUUGGUAAGAGCUCAGCUUCCGCUCCAGAUAAAUCCACUGGCAUCACCACAGCAGCGAUCGGAGGUGCUCUGAGCAUGAGCAAAACCUUUAAACCAUCAGGUAUAGGGGACAGCCUGAGAAAGGCAGACAGCAGUGACUGCAGGACUCCAGACCUCGGCUCCAAAAGCCCCAAACUCCCAACUCGGGUCCUCCCUCCUGUUGUUCCUCCACAUGGUCAGCCGCUCUCACUGGGCAAGGUGAGGCAGGGACUCGGCCCGGUCAACUGCUACCGGGGAACCCUCGACUGGGAGGACAAAUGUCGCCUGGAGGUGGUGGAGGAGCAUUCGCCCUCUCCUUCCCCCUCCCCGACCGCGGUCACCCCCUCCCUCUGUGGACCCUCCCUCUGUAAGUCACGGCCCGUCUCCCCCGGCGACAAGACGAGCUUCGUCAGCCAGCUGACCACUGUGGCCAAAAAUGUCCUUGGUCCAAUCAAGCUGGGCUCUCAGGAGGGGGCCAAGAGCAAAGAGCAGCAGACUAAGGCAGCAGAGGAGAAGCAGGGAGGCACAGCCGGAAAGUCCGACACUCCUGCUGGAGGGCGAGUGGUUGUUGGGGCUGCAGUGGUUACCCAAAGUCCUGCUGGUUCACCGCUAGAUAAAGCUGCAACAGGUAGCAGCCUGCCGAAACUGUGACCCAAUGGGGUCUUUAAGUGGGAUUUUGGUUUAAAAAAAAAGAAAAAUGACCAAAAAAAUGAUGCCUUUUUUUGGAGGAACAAUGCAACAGAAGACAAGCACUUAAAAACAAUGUACAUUCCAGUUUCAGAGUAUAUAAAAUGUUAUUUAUUGAUUCCAAUCAUUGACUGAAUCUAACUUAAAACCAGGAGAAAAAAAUCUACUGUAAAGGUGCAUUAACUGUUGAUUUUCUAUUAUAAAUAAUUUAAUAAGAUGACUCUUAAUGUAACGUGAAACACUUUAUCAGAUGUAUAUGUGUGGGUCUAUGUGAACGCAUGUCAUAUGGUAUGUACUGUACAUGUAUAAUAGGUACAAGAAGGUCAAAAAGUGCUUUACCGAUCAAAACAUGCUGAAUACUGUGAAGACCAAAUCCAGUCACACUAUUUUGUCUCUCAACCAGCCCUUUCUUCUUUUUACUGCUUGUCAACCGGGAGAGUGAAACUGUCAAAUAUUUGCAUCCAGCAACACAAACUCACACACACAGCAUCUGUUUGGCUACAGUGAGGAUGAUUGAGCUCGUUUAUUCAUCAUCCAGCAGUUUACUUUCUUUGAGUGGUCAGACAAAGCCAAAGCAGGCACUCUGUCGGAGGAUGUCACGUCAAGCUCCUGUCCAGCUCAGUCUGCCGCAGCGGGAGUGUGUGCGUUUGUGUGUGUUUUUGUGUGUUUGGACACCCUGGGUCUAUUUUUGAUGGUUCUUGAAGGCUUGUGUCCUGCUGCAGAGGAAAGCGGGAACGACAGAGCUCAGGCUCAGCGCUUAUCUCCCCUUCACAGGAGGGCUACCACAGCCCUUUUUUCCCUCCGCCUCUGACUGCAGCAGCAACACACACACACAGAAAUACUCACAUUGCCACAGGAGGCGACGGUGUCAGCAGCUGAUUUUCAUGCAUUUAAAUUCCUGCUCUCACCAGUCAGGACACAAGUGUGUUUGUGAGCGAGUGAGUUCGGAAGUGUGUGAGCACGUGUGUGUCUUUUAAAGGAGGUCAUUACACUCAUCACGGUUCACUCGGCAAACUUCAUGACAGAAUCCGGGCUGGAUCCAGUAAAAGUUACAGGAUUGUAGGAGCGAGAAGGAAAUCCUCUGCUGCUUGAUCAACAAACUCUGGCACAAUAAAGGUUGCUUAUGUGAGUAUAGUAUGUAGAAGCAUAAGAACAUGUUAGAAGCACAUUCAUGGUGAACCCAGUGUGUUGUUUUCAGCCAAAACAGGAAAAGCAGGCAGUCAUGGAUGUAGCAUACAGAAAUUUAUUUGUUAAAGGGCUCUUUAGCUAAGGUAAAGGUUUGUGCAUACUGAAAUGGAAUAUGUUAUUGUAAAAACAAGGUUAUCUACGGUAUAAUCAGAAAGGAUGUGUAGUUAGGUGCAACAAGUUAGGUAGUCCAGAUUGAUAAUCAUAACAUUUUCCUCACAUUUUGCUGUGUAACAUACAGAUAAAGGUGUUUAGCAACUCAGAAAUGCUCACAGGACAGUUUAUGUUGCCCUCUCAUUGGUCAUAAUCAUUUACUUAUUUCUCAAGACUUAGUAACUCUCCAGAGUACAUAAUCUUAUGCAAAUUAUUUACAGCUGUCUGUGAGGGCUGCUGUCACUGCACCGCUAUUAGUUCCUUUAAGGACUUGGGCCAAAAGAGGGCUAAAAUCAAGAUUUGAUUGUUAAAUGUCAACCUCUGGCAAUGAUUAUUCCGGGUCUAAAUUUAAAGUGACUCAGCCAACAACAGCAUGUAAAUGUGGCAGCGAGGCAGAAGUUCAGAGAUUGACCUCAAAAUGAUUUAUCCAGCUAAACGGUCAAGUUUGUUCUUCAACUUUUGCUCUUGGUCAUUUCAAACUGGGUGUUCAGUGAACAGCUUUGCAAGGGACAGUUGCUUGUUGAUUUCCAUGAGCUGACAGGGUUGUUUCAUCUGCUUAGAGAACCAAAACAAUGAGCUGUAAGUGGCUGAUUUCUGCUGUAGUUACAGCAUAUGAUGAUCCCACAUAACCUGUCAUAAAUAUGAAAACAUGUCCCAUGAGGUACAUGCAUCAGCCAGUGAGUUCUUUCAUUCAAUAUAAUACUCUACUGCCCUCCAGUGGUUCAUAAUAUAUAGUAUUGAGCAUAUUGAACUUUCUGUUUGAGAAUGAGUUUCUUUAUUGAAGCCGAGGCCACUGAUCUACUGCAGAAUGGAUGUUAUUAGCCAUAGGGGUUACUGAAUAUGCAUUUAUGUUUCUAAUGACAAAAUAUUUGCAGUAAUUAUCAAAUGAACACUUGAAAGAUGACUUAUUGUUUUUCUGUUGUGUUCUUCACGUGACUGUUAAUUAUAUCUUUGGGAAUAGGGAUUACAUUUUUAAAUAUACUAUCUUAUAUAUUGUACUGACAGGAAGGAGUCCUUUUAUAUCGUGAUGUAAUAAAGGAGUCUUCAGGUCAGCUCUAACCACCCGAUUCAGAAAACUAACUGUAAUCUCAUACAGCUAUGGUGUACACUUUCAGGCCUUUUCCCGAUCAGUGGUGUCUAUACUAGUGUUACAUGUUUGGAAUUUUCUUUUUUAUUUUAUUUUAUUUGUGAUUGACAGAGAGAAUAGUAGAAAUGCACUUUAUUUGAAAGAAAAAAAUCUUAAUUUGAUGAAAUUGUAAGUUACUAGUAACUAUCCUGUAUACAAAUAUGGAUUCUGCAAAUGAACACAAAAUUCCAAGUAUAAAAACAUUCCACAUUUCUCUGUUCACUGAAAGUGUAUUUAGUUGUACCACUGGGGCAUUUUUGUUUGUGAUAGAUGUGAUUCAAAUGCAGACACCUGAAGUGCAGUAUGUGGAAUAAAAUUCUGAAUUUGUUCCAAAAA